AAUUUCUGUUCUGCCUUGAAACAGAAGACACAGCAAUGAAGCUCCACACCGCAGCAAUCCUGCUCCUCUUCUGGCUUGGUGUCUUCACUGUGCACGCGGACAAGGGGAGCGCUAGCAGUCAGCCCAUGCGAAAAUUCAGUUGUGUAAAACUGUCUACAAAGCAGUGGAACAUCCGAAAUUUUGUGAACUAUGAAAAGCAACAAGUACCAAUAGAUGCCAUCAUGUUCAUCACUGCAGGAGGUAUCAGGGUCUGUGUAAGUCCUAAUCAGAAAUGGGUUCAAACUGCUAUAAAGAGAAUAGAUGAAAACCGUCUUGCCAAACGCAAAUAAUCCAAGCAUCUAAGGCCAACCAGCUGGAAUCAUCAUCAGUGCUGCAAGUAACAAGCUUUUUAAAAAAGCUUUUAAACCUUACUAUAUGCUUAUAUUUCCUUGCUUUUAAUAAAUUGCAAGAAACUCUCUGAACAAACACAAACUCACCUCCCACAGAUGUGGAAGAGUGUAGACUUCCAUCCUGAUGGAGAUCAGAUUAUUCUACAUUGAGUGCUGGUUUUUAGAAGGUGCUGUAUAAUCUUGUUAUUCACCCUCAUAUGAGACAAACCCGAAACAACUGGUUUGCUUGUCCCAUUGCUUUUCUUUGAAUAAGAACAAACUAUGGCUGGAAUCUGUAUUUCCCAAACUCAUAGGAACUCCCUACCCUAGAGAGUUAUGUUUGUAUAAAUGUCUUAUUGUCUUACAACUGAUACAAGCUACUAACAGAAGACUUUGAAUUUUAAUAAACUUACUAUAAACUUGAAUCAAA
Messenger RNA from Melospiza georgiana, 798 nucleotides. Its product is annotated as lymphotactin-like. The coding region runs from base 36 to 329 and encodes 97 amino acids. Gene Ontology annotation, biological process: chemokine-mediated signaling pathway; monocyte chemotaxis; positive regulation of ERK1 and ERK2 cascade. The transcript is spliced from 3 exons. The record is from RefSeq and is a predicted model, not a curated record. NCBI's taxonomy places the organism in Eukaryota, Metazoa, Chordata, Aves, Passeriformes, Passerellidae. Gene Ontology annotation, cellular component: extracellular region. Gene Ontology annotation, molecular function: chemokine activity; CCR chemokine receptor binding.